Messenger RNA from Lycium ferocissimum, 1568 nucleotides. Its product is annotated as homocysteine S-methyltransferase 1. The transcript is spliced from 7 exons. NCBI's taxonomy places the organism in Eukaryota, Viridiplantae, Streptophyta, Magnoliopsida, Solanales, Solanaceae. The coding region runs from base 163 to 1164 and encodes 333 amino acids. Gene Ontology annotation, molecular function: zinc ion binding; S-adenosylmethionine-homocysteine S-methyltransferase activity. Gene Ontology annotation, biological process: S-methylmethionine cycle. The record is from RefSeq and is a predicted model, not a curated record.
GAAGAUAAGCCUUUACAUAAGAUAAAAAUUCUUAAAUCCACCCAAUAACGCGUCAUUGGUUUCUGUAUAUUUUCAUUGCCUCCUAUAAAAUCUCUCCCAUAAACCUCUUUCAUUGUUCCUUCCCUUCCACCAGAAUAUAUUAGUGAUAAUAAAGAAAGAGAAAUGGGUAUUCACAAGGCUAAGGCAUUGUUAGAUGAUCUGAUUGAGAAAGCAGGAGGUUGUGCCAUUGUUGAUGGUGGAUUCGCCACGCAACUCGAGAAGCAUGGAGCUUCCAUUAAUGAUCCUCUCUGGAGUGCUCUUUGCUUGAUUAAAGAUCCUGAUCUUGUCAAACGGGUACAUUUGGAAUAUCUGGAAGCUGCUGCAGAUAUACUAGUGACUUCAUCCUAUCAGGCCACUAUUCCAGGAUUCAUAUCUAGGGGAUUGUCGAUUGAAGAAGCAGAAUCGUUGUUAGAGAAAAGUGUGAAGUUAGCAGUUGAAGCCAGGGAUAAGUUUUGGAAUGCUGUGAAAAGAAAUCCCAGAAAGAGCUAUAACAGGGCUCUGGUUGCAGCCUCCAUUGGAAGCUAUGGAGCUUAUAUUGCUGAUGGUUCAGAGUACAGUGGAAAUUAUGGACCACAUGUAAGUCUGGAUAAGCUUAAGGAUUUCCAUCGACGUAGACUGCAAGUUCUUGUGGAUGCAGGACCAGAUGUACUCGCUUUUGAGACCAUUCCCAACAAAUUAGAAGCUCAGGCAUGUGUGGAGCUGCUUGAAGAAGAAAAUGUACAAAUUCCUUCUUGGAUAUGUUUCAGUUCAGUGGAUGGUGAGAAUGCGCCUUCAGGAGAAAGCUUCAAGGAUUGCCUUGAUGUAAUUAAUAAAAGUGACAAAGUUAGUGCAGUAGGAAUUAAUUGCGCCCCUCCUCAUUUUAUUCAGACUCUCAUCCAGAAACUUAAGGAGUUGACGACGAAGGCAAUAAUUGUAUAUCCCAAUAGUGGUGAGAUAUGGGAUGGCAUAUCAAAAAGAUGGACGCCAUCGAAAUGCUUUGACAACGAGAAGUUUGAGCUGUUUGCACCGAUAUGGCGUGACGCUGGUGCUAAACUCAUCGGUGGUUGUUGCCGAACAACACCAUCCACUAUUCAAGCUAUUUCAAAGGCCCUAAAGGAAAGAUCCGGAUUCGACACAACUUUCUAACUGCCCCUUCAUCAAUAGAUCAGAAAGUAGUUAUUCUUUGUGGAACAAAUUGUUGUGAUACGUAUCUUCAUUUAUGUCAUAGGAAAAGAGCUAGAACUUCUUGUUAGGGGUGGAGGAAAAGGUGAUAUUAAGGGGUGAGCGGGAAUAAAUAGGUAGCAAACGGAGCAGAGAGUAGUUAUAUCAAGUACCUCUUGGUAUGACAUUUUGGCACUAGCUUUGACUCUCCCAGUACUGAUGCUAUUUGUCCAGAAAUUGCAUAUUUGUAAUAUCUGUGCACCCCGAUAGGCAAUUUAGCAAUUUGACUUGACCAAAAAAGCUUUUCUUUUUCAUUUUUUUUUUUUUGGUCAAACUGAAAUUUUAUUUAACCAAGUAACAAGUUUAUACACAGCUAGCUCAUUUUUUCA